This is a messenger RNA of Maylandia zebra (zebra mbuna), 2252 nucleotides long. The record is from RefSeq and is a predicted model, not a curated record. NCBI's taxonomy places the organism in Eukaryota, Metazoa, Chordata, Actinopteri, Cichliformes, Cichlidae.
UGUGUGACUGGUGUGUUAUUGAUUACAUAACCGAGUGUUUUAAUGUGUUCUGUUGAGCUGAAUCCAGCUCGAGUGAUAUUUCCAAAAAUGCUUUUAAAAUUUGUUUUAAACGUGACAUGUUCAUGUGUGGAUGCAAACUUUCUGUGCUCUCGUGCGUGCCGCAGUAACGAGACAGUUGUGUAAUGGAUCAGCUUCAUCUACUUAUGAGACGGGUUUAGCGUCAGAGACGGUCAUUCACAGAGUACUUGUUCUUUUUUUAUUCCCUUCAGCUGUAAAUGUCAUUUUUCUGAAAAGGAAAAAGUUCUUCAUCAUACUUCAUUCACCAAAGAGCUGGAUUACAUGUCUUGUGAGACAGAUUAGGCCUGUGUGAGACCACCGCGUCCUGCUCACCUCUGAGUCUGAAUGUCAAAUAAAUUAGGAAGAACAGCUUUCCCCAUCUCAGGCGCAAACCAUCUGGCUAGGAUUUCUUUGGGAAGGCCACCUUUCUAUCUCAGGACCCAUUCUGUUAGCGACUUUAGCCGGUUACUAGUAUAAAAGGAUGCCUGGAGCCAGCAGUGUCAGUGGGGAGGGCUCUUGUGAAGCUCUGUGUCGGACCCUGGUGUCUCAGAACGGCCUCCAGAGAGAGACGACCGACAUCUCCCAGUCUGUCCUCUACACAUCGCUGAUGGGCCUGCUUCUGGUCGCUGACAAUGAGAAGGAGCAGCUCACCUUAGGAAGAGGCAGGACUGGCCUUAGAAACGUAGGAAACACUUGUUUUCUAAAUGCAGUUGUCCAGUGUUUGUCUCACACAUGUGGCCUGCGGGGCUACUGCCUGCUCAGAUCUUACAAGCACGAGAAGUUCUCCAAAGAGGAAGCUAAACUGAUGGAAGCUUUCUCUAAGGUGCUGUCGGGCCUUUGGGAUGUAAAUGAAGGAGACAAAGUUGUAAAUCCUAGACAGUUUUACAAUGUAUUCACAGAAGCAGUGCCUUACUUCAAUGGUUACAGUCAACAGGAUGCUCAGGAGUUCCUCAGGUUCCUACUCAACAAGCUGCAUACCGAAAUAAAUCGCAGACCAUACGUUAGACGAGCCGGGAAGGAGCCCGAACAAAAAUUUGCUAGGUUUCGAAUAUCUGAGGAGGCGGCUGUCAUGUGGAAGAAGCACUUGGAGAGAGAUGACAGCAUAAUUGUUGAUCUGUUCUCAGGCCAGCUGCGGAGCUCACUGCAUUGCUCAGUCUGCUCUCACUACUCCAACACGUUUGAUGUGUUCUGCGAUUUGUCACUGCCCAUCCCCAAGAGGAGUUCUACUGGGGAGGUCACGCUCAGGGAGUGUCUGGACCUCUUCUCUCAGGAGGAGAAACUGGACAAGGAGAAUUCGCCAAUGUGCGAGAGGUGUAACAGGCGUACAGAGUGCACCAAGCGGCUGUCUAUCCAGAGGUUUCCCCAGGUUAUAGUGAUCCAUCUGAACCGUUUCACGACGUCAAGGUGGUCCAUCAGUAAAAGCACUAUAUAUGUGUCCUUCCCACUCACCAACCUGGACCUUGGACCAUACGGACCUGUCGACUGUGGCUCAGUUCUGUAUGAUUUAUAUGCAAUAUGUAACCAUGCUGGGACAGUAAACAUGGGACAUUACACAGCCUGCUGCUUAGAUGAAAAUGGCUGGUGCUUCUACAAUGAUUCCAGUGUGACUCCACUCACAGAGAACCAGCUUCAGACCAAUCAAGCCUAUGUGCUGUUCUACCAGCGCAGCAACAGCACCGCCACCGUCAGGAAAUAGACUGGCUGCCAAGCAGCCAAUCAGAGCAACUUUACCUCCAGUGUCCAUAGAAACAAAUAGACAGCAGUAUUGUGCUCUGACAUCGGCAAACUUCUCAUACUCGAUGAGCUUACCCUCAAAUGAACUGAGGAGGAGGAGAGCAGCCAUGCUCAGUCUAACAGGGCUUGAAGACAUGGUCCUCCCCCUAAAAACCGUAGAGAUGCUUUUCAAGUGUCUCACUAAGACAGCUCAGACAGACCAUAGCCUUAAGAGUCUCUGUGCCCUAGUUCUCAGGCAUGAGCGAGUGACGUGCUUAGAAUGAUGCAGAGCUCUUAAUGUAAUACAAUCACGACUCAUGCUUGUUAUGAUAUUGUGCAAAAAAUUGUUUGAGUUGGGACAUACAAAUAUAUGCAAAAGACUUGUUCCCUUGGGUGAAAUUACAGUUUGUGGAUUUUUGUAAGUGAAAAUACAUAAAUAAAAGCCCUGCAGAAAUCUCUAAAUAAAAUGAACCUUUUUCAAA